Molecule: messenger RNA, 289 nt
Organism: Staurois parvus
Lineage: Eukaryota; Metazoa; Chordata; Amphibia; Anura; Ranidae
Source: the annotation of a GenBank genome assembly
GUUUAUCGGCCGAAUUUUCAUCUGCACGAAAAAUCGGCCACUAUUCACGGCCGCAAUGCAGGCCAUAGAUGGGUCGAAAAUCGGCCGAAAAUAAAAUCGGCCGAUUUUCGGAUCGUUACAAUGAUGGGCAAAUCGGCCAAUCUUUUUACCGAUAAAAAAAUCUGCGCAUGAGCCCUGUAGACGGGAUGAAAAUCGGCCGAUUUUUUUUUUACCAAAAAAACGUCCGGUUUUUUCCCCAUCUAUGGCCUGCAUUAGAUAGAUUGCAACAAAUUAUGACAAGACUUGAAAA